Molecule: messenger RNA, 4257 nt
Organism: Boleophthalmus pectinirostris (great blue-spotted mudskipper)
Lineage: Eukaryota; Metazoa; Chordata; Actinopteri; Gobiiformes; Gobiidae
Product: receptor tyrosine-protein kinase erbB-4-like
Exons: 29
Coding region: 1-4173 (1390 amino acids)
Biological process (GO): positive regulation of kinase activity; cell surface receptor protein tyrosine kinase signaling pathway; positive regulation of cell population proliferation
Cellular component (GO): basal plasma membrane; signaling receptor complex
Molecular function (GO): ATP binding; epidermal growth factor receptor binding; transmembrane receptor protein tyrosine kinase activity
Source: RefSeq, a predicted model, not a curated record
AUGGCUAUAGCUCUGCAGGACUCCACACCUGUCCUCAUGGUAAGGCCUCCUAACAGCCCUGAGAUCCCACAUGUUAUGGAAGGAACAGAGAGUCCUGCCUCCUUUAUCACCAUUCUAAGUGAAGAUCUCCAACACAACCCCAUUUGUGCUGGGACAGAGAACAAGCUGAGUACCCUGUCCGACCUGGAUAUGCAGUACCGCACAAUGAGGAAGUACUACGAGAACUGCGAGGUGGUGAUGGGAAAUCUGGAGAUCACAAGCAUCGGUCGCAGCCGUGACCUCACCUUCCUCCGAUCCAUCAGAGAGGUGACGGGCUAUGUGUUGGUGGCUCUGAACCAGUUUGACUACCUGCCCCUGGAAAACCUGAGGAUCAUCCGAGGAACCAAACUCUAUGAAGAUCGCUACUCUCUGGCUAUUUUCCUCAACUACAGGAGAGACGGGAACUUUGGUCUGCGCCAGCUGGGCCUCAAAAACCUCACAGAGAUCCUGAGUGGAGGAGUUUACGUGGACCAGAACAAGUUCCUGUGCCAUGCAGACACCAUCCACUGGCAGGAUAUUGUGAAGAACCCUGGAGCCUAUUCUCUGGUUGUGCCCACCAACAGCAGUGUGGCAUUCCACCGUCAGAAGUGCCAUCGCUCCUGCAAUGGUCGCUGCUGGGGGCCCAAAGAGGACCAGUGCCAAAGCUUGACAAAGACGGUGUGUGCGGAGCAGUGUGAUGGCCGCUGCUUUGGGCCCUAUGUGAGCGACUGCUGCCACCGCGAGUGUGCUGGGGGCUGCUACGGGCCCAAGGACACGGACUGCUUUGCCUGCACAAACUUCAAUGACAGCGGUGCGUGUGUGACUCAGUGCCCACAGCCCUUCAUUUACAACCUGACCUCAUUCCAACUGGACCACAACCCUGGUGCCAAGUACACCUACGGAGCCUUCUGCGUCAAGAAGUGUCCACAUAACUUUGUGGUAGAUCAUAGCUCAUGUGUCAGAGCAUGUCCCAGUAACAAGAUGGAAGUGGAGGAAAAACGCAUUAAGAUGUGUAUCCCCUGUUCCGAUAUUUGUCCUAAAGCAUGUGAUGGCAUAGGUACAGCCAGCCUCCACGAAGCUCAGACUGUGGAUUCCAACAACAUCGACAGUUUUGUGAACUGUACCAAAAUAAAUGGGAACCUGGUCUUCCUCAUUACGGGAAUCAAAGGGGACGUAUAUCACAACAUUGACGCGUUGGACCCAGAAAAACUCAAUGUGUUUCGCACUGUUCGGGAGAUCACAGGGUAUUUGAACAUCCAGUCCUGGCCUGACAACAUGACAGACUUCAGUGUGUUCUCCAACCUGGCCACUAUCGGAGGCAGACAACUGUACAGUGGCAUCUCUCUGCUGAUUUUGAAGCAGCAGUUCAUCUCAUCUCUGCAGUUCCAAUCUCUGAAGGAGGUCAGUGCUGGGAACAUCCACAUCGCUGAGAACAGCCAACUGUGCUACCACAACACCCUCAACUGGACCCAACUGCUCAGGACGGAGAACCAGAAGGUCCAGAUCCGUAGCAACCGCAGUCCCAAAGAAUGCUCUCGGGAGGGUAUGGUGUGUGACCCUCUGUGCUCAGAUGCUGGGUGCUGGGGCCCAGGUCCAGACCAGUGCCUCACCUGUCGAUACUUCAGCCGGGGUCGCACCUGUGUGGACGCCUGCCAUCUACACCAAGGGGAGAUCCGGGAGUACGCCAAUGGCUCUGUGUGUGUGGAGUGCGACGCCCAGUGCGAGAAAGCAGAGGAUGACUCUUUGACCUGCAAUGGGCCGGGCCCAGAGCAUUGCAUAAAGUGCCUUCACUUCAAAGAUGGACCAAACUGUGUGGAGAAAUGUCCGGACGGGCUGCAGGGCGCCAACAGCUUUAUCUUUAAGUACGCCGAGGCCAACAACGAGUGCCACCCCUGCCACGCCAACUGCACCCAGGGGUGUAUUGGACCGAGACUCCAGGAUUGCAUUGGCUGGAUGGACAGGACGCCUCUGAUCGCAGCGGGGGUGAUAGGAGGUCUCUUCAUGGUGGUCAUCAUGGUGCUGGGUAUGGCAGUGUCCAUGAGACGCAAGAACAUCAAGAAGAAGAGAGCUCUGCGACGCUUUUUGGAGACAGAGCUGGUGGAACCCCUAACCCCCAGCGGCACAGCACCCAACCAGGCCCAAUUGCGCAUCCUGAAGGAGACCGAGCUCAAACGGGUCAAAAUCCUUGGUUCUGGGGCAUUUGGGACUGUUUACAGGGGAAUUUGGGUUCCUGAAGGUGAAACGGUGAAGAUCCCAGUGGCCAUCAAAAUCUUGAAUGAAGCGACUGGACCCAAGGCCAACGUGGAGUUUAUGGAUGAGGCCCUGAUCAUGGCGAGCAUGGAGCACCCUCACCUGGUGCGCCUGUUGGGGGUGUGUCUGAGCCCCACCAUUCAGCUGGUCACUCAGCUCAUGCCCCACGGCUGCCUCCUGGACUACGUGCACGAGCAUAAGGACAACAUCGGCUCACAACUGCUGCUCAACUGGUGUGUGCAGAUCGCCAAGGGGAUGAUGUACCUGGAGGAGCGCAGGUUGGUCCACAGAGAUCUCGCUGCCAGGAACGUGUUGGUGAAGACCCCGAACCACAUCAAGAUCACAGACUUUGGCCUGGCGCGCCUGCUCGAUGUCAAUGAGAAGGAGUACAACGCGGAUGGGGGCAAGAUGCCAAUCAAAUGGAUGGCUCUUGAAUGUAUUCAUUAUCGAAAGUUCACACAUCAGAGUGAUGUUUGGAGUUAUGGCGUGACCAUCUGGGAGCUGAUGACCUUUGGAGGAAAGCCUUACGAUGGUAUUUCCACCAGAGACAUCCCCGACUUGUUAGAGAAGGGAGAGCGUCUCCCACAGCCACCAAUCUGCACCAUAGACGUAUACAUGGUCAUGGUCAAAUGUUGGAUGAUUGACGCAGACAGUCGGCCGAAGUUCAAAGAGUUGGCAGCAGAGUUCACACGAAUGGCCCGGGACCCUCAGAGAUACCUGGUCAUUCAGGGCGAUGACCGGAUGAAGCUGCCUGGCCCCACAGACAGUAAGUUGUUCCAGAAUCUGUUGGAGGAGGAAGAGCUGGAGGAGCUGAUGGACGCUGAAGAGUAUCUGCUCCCACAUGGAUACCCGCCUCUGGCCUACCCGCCCCGCCCCCGCAUGGAGCCCAACAAGGGCCAGUUUACAUACCAGGACCCCAGCUUCAGUAUGGAGGGCAUGCUGACCUCUCUGCCCAGAGUGGUGCCUGGAGCGCCCUCUGCAGGGGGAUGUGUGCCGGGGCAGGAGCUUGGCUCAGUGGUGCAGGGGGGCUUCAGCCGGAGCCAGGAGGAUCCCCGCUGUAACGGUACACUGAGGAAACAGGCCUCUCCCAGGGCCAGCAUGCUGACUGUUAGCUCUGCAGCUCCAGGAGAUGAUGGCAGUGCACAGCGCUACAGUGCAGACCCCACGGUUCUGUUAGCAGAACGAGUGGCCAAAGCAGAGAAGGAGCAUGCCGCAGCCAGAGACAAGAACAGCACAGACUACGUGAAUCCUGUGGAGGAAAACCCCUUUGUGACUCGCCGGAGGAAUGGAGAGGCCCAUGCUGUGAUGGAUGGCGCGGGCUGCCACGCGCUGCACAUGGUGGGUGUGGUUGGAGGAACUGUCCCAAAGAGCCAGCCCCCCUCCACAGAAGAGGAGUAUGUGAACGAACCCCUGUAUCUGAACACCUUUCUGAACCCUGGGGACAAGAACGGCCUGGCAGGGGGCAUCUCUGUGGCAGGAGCCUCUGCUCCAAAAACAGUUUCUCAAACAGUGGUCCCAUCCACAUCCAGCCACACAGUGUCAUCCAGUGGAUAUGUACUGCCCCCCGGUCACCUGCCCCACUCCUCCUACCCUUCCCACACGCUGCACCCCUCCCAUUCAGGACACACUCUGCACUCAGGCACCACCAGCACCAUCAUGUUUGAUAAAAAAGCCAAGAAGGCCACUUUUGACAAUCCUGAAUACUGGCAGCACAGUCUCCCCCCCAAAUCCUCAGUGCACAACCCCGAGUACCUGCAGGACUGCAGUACACGCUUCUUUUACCGGCAGAAUGGACGCAUUCGCCCCGCUGUGGCAGAGAACCAGGAGUACCUCUCGGAGGCAGCCAUGAAGGCGGGCAAUGUGCUGCCCCCACCCCCUUACAGACAGAGGAACACUGUGGUGUAGUCCCACUGUAGCACACACAGGCUGGAGGUGAUUGGCUCAGACUGUCCACUCAUUUCCACAGACUUUCUCAACGUGGGAGAGCUC